This is a messenger RNA of Aphidius gifuensis, 2173 nucleotides long. RefSeq lists its product as uncharacterized. The transcript has 4 exons. The record is from RefSeq and is a predicted model, not a curated record. The coding region runs from base 220 to 2112 and encodes 630 amino acids. NCBI's taxonomy places the organism in Eukaryota, Metazoa, Arthropoda, Insecta, Hymenoptera, Braconidae.
UGCUACCUGGUGGCAGGAAUUUUUUGUUUGAUAUAUUUUGUUAUUAAUUAUUAACAAUUAUUUAUCAAUACAAAUAUAAAUAAGUAUUAUUUAAUUUAAUAAAUGAAUUAAAUAAUAAAUUUUAACGUUAACUUUUAUAUAUUGACAAUUAAAAUUAAACUAUUUUAAAAAUUUAUGAGACCAUUGAAGAAUAGCAACAAUCAUUGCACACGAUAAAAAAUGGCUAAAAAUAUUCAAAAUUUAAUAAAACUGUCAUCGACAUUACGAGGUUUGUCAACAAUAGCCCCUCGAAUUAGUCAAAGUAUGCCAGUUAGAUUAUAUCAAACAUCAUCUCAACUCAACAUGAUGAAUGAAAAAUGUGAACCUGUUCAAUAUUACAUGAGUGAAAUACCAUCAUCAUCAUCAAAAAAAAAUAUUAAAGUAUCAAGAUUAUUGAAUGAAUAUCAAAGUAAUACUGAUAUUUUACAUUUACUCCAAACUGAAGGCAUGAAAAUAGAUGGUACUAAAGCUGUAAAAAUAUUAGAAGCUUUAUUUGCAAUUAAUAAAUCAAAAGAAGAUAAAAAUUCGAUAAGUCAAAGAAAAGAAUUUUCAUUAUUAUGUGAAGUAUUAAAAAGAGAUAUUAGACAAUUAACUGAUGGAAAAGCAAUAACAGCAUUAAAAUGUUUAAAUUAUUUUGGGAUUCCAACAACAACAGUUAUUGUACAAAUGUUAUUACAAAUGAUACGUCAAACAAUUAAUACUCUAUCACUUGAACAAAUAAUAUUUCUUGAUUUUUUGUUAAAAAGAUGUCACAAAACACCACUUGUCGAGGCGCUUACUAUUGCUCUACCAUUUGUUUUUGAUACACAUGUACAAACAAAAUUAAAUAUGGAAAAUUUUGAUUCACUUAUUGGUGCUCUUGACUUUUCAAGAAAAUCACCAGAAUCAUAUAGUGAUGCAAUUCCAAAAAUCAUCAAGGCACUUAAUAAAGCUGAUCCAUCAAAUAUAACUCCUAAAAUGGCUGUAAAAUUGUCAUUUAUAUUUUUGGAUCUACCUAUUAAAAAACUUGAACCAAUUAUAUCAAACGCUUUGAAUGCAUUGAGUAAUUCUGUUGACAUACUACAGCCAAAUGAAAUCUCAGCUAUUAUACAUAAACUUUUAAAGAAACAAUUAGUUAAAAAUUCACAUGAAUUUUUUUAUCAUGAAAAUUUAAUGGAUAAUUGUGUUACAUCUAUAAUAACCAAAGACAUGGGAUUUACAGUAGCAGUUGAAGUUUUAAAAAAUUUAUCACAAAUGCCAUAUGUUAGUUUACCAUUAUUGGAUUAUAUUGCAUCAAAAUGUUAUGAAGAUAUAACAUUAUUAAAAAAUGCAAAUCAUCAUGAAGUUGAAACACUAAUAAGUGCAUUAGCAACAGCUGAUUAUAAACCAGUAUUUUGGGAUACAAUUAAAGAUUAUUUAUUUAGAGAAGAAAUGCUUAAUGAUACACCUUUAUCAGCAUUAAAACUUGCUAUUAAUUUUUCAAUAUUAAAAUGUUAUUGGCCAAAACUUUUAGAUAAAGUAUUUAGCAUUGAUUUAGCUGAUCAAAGAUAUUUAAAAAAAGUUUUAUUUUUACAUGAAAUUGUUAAAAUGAAUUAUCCACAAUACAAAAGUAAAUUACCAAGUGAUAAAACAAUUAAAUCAUUGAAACAAUUAAGUAAAUCUGGUAGAAGUAGUGAAUCACUUAAAUCAGCAUUAGAAGUUGUUACUGGUGGUGAACAGUAUAUUAUUUCAAAUAGAACAACAAAAUUUGGAUAUUAUAUUGAUCAAGUUGUUAUGAUGAGAAAAGGUGGUUUUCCAAUUGCAAUUAAUAGCAUUGAUGAAUCAUUUCCCAUGGCAAUUGAAGAUGUUACAGCUAUUCCAGACAGUCAAGUGAUACUCUUCAUUUACGUAUCACAUUAUGGAUAUAUUCCAAAUACACAAAAAUUAUCUGGAUUUUGGUCAUUAUUAUUAAAAUCAAUUCGUGAUGAAACAAAGCAUACUGUUAUUCCAAUUCAUACACAAACAUGGACAAAAUUAUCUGAAGCAGAACAAGUACGAUAUUUGUCAAAAACACUUAGACUUGAAUCUGAUGAAUUUUCAGCAAUUAAUACAUAAAUAUUUUCAAUAAAAGGUAAAAAAUAAUUAAUGUAAAUGAAUAAAAUUACAAAUGAAUCAA